CAGCCACUGCUCACUUCGUCCUCUCCACCACAACUCUAUCCCCACCCCGUCUAGUAUACACUGUUGAAGGCAAACCAGAUCUGGAGGCGGACGGGUGAAGACGGCGACCGGUUCAUCUGCGUCAGCAGCCAAACAGCUAGAGAUUAGUGAGCAUGGAACCACCGGAUCCACCACGAAAAGGGGAUCUGCCAUGUGGACAAUGUGGUGGUGACGGACAGAACAAAAAGCCACCAUCCAGUGGCAAAAUGGAAGGAUCCAUCGAUGGCGACGCUACUGGUGCCGACGGCACUCCACUCGGCGCCGCCAAUGCAUCGGACACGGCUGCCGAAGAACCGGAGAUGGUCAGCCGUGCUGGCCGGAAAAGGAUGCGGGGCCUGGUCAAUGACAACACGACAGUAGGGGCGGACAUGCGCAGAUGUCGGCGUAGGCGUACGCUCGUACUUGUGCCCGGAGAUCCAGCCGCUGGUGGGGAAGUGAUUCCAGUUGUGCCGCCAGUCCUUUCUGCAGAAACUCACUUGCUUCGUGGUAGGGUAGUUAAAUGUACCUGGAGCUGCCAUCAGAUCCAGCGCAUAGGUAUGAGGUACUACGCAGAAGUUCAUAAGACUGGCAUGGCGAGCUUGUUAACCACUGCAUUUGAUGGUGAGGCUGACAGGAGGUUCUACGCCUGGCUACUUAGUAGAUUUAGGUGGGAAGACAUGAGCUUCACUUUCCCUGACGGCCAGAUUAGAUAUUUCACCCCCGGAUCCAUCGUUAGAACUUUGGGUCUGAGAAACAGCGGCCGUAAAGUGAGUUUGGUUAAAAUAAAAGCAAAAGAGAGACAGAAUUUAGCUCUCAGAAUCAGGACAAUCCUUGGAAUAGAGACACGGAGCCAUGCCAGGGAUGGGGGGUUGACUAUUAGUGCAGUUGCUGAUGCUAUAAGUAGUAUGAUGAGGACUGGUGUUUACCCACAUCAAAUCAGGGCUUUCGAGAUAGCGUUCUUGCUGUUAGCCGGUGGUACAUAUGUUGGCCCCAGACAGUCGUACACGUCGAUCAAUUGGGAGCUGCUAGCUUGUGUCCUAUGCAAUCAUGGGACUGGCGAGUACGACCUAGCCGACUGGGUAUUUGAGAUCAUCAGAGCAGCUGUGAAAAAAAUACAUAAAGAUCUGGCAGCUGGGCCAUGGUUCUUCGACUGGAUGGACUUUGGACCAGAUAGUGCAGAGCCAUACACUCUCCCCCGGAUCAGCGUUUACACCGGGUAGGUGUUCAGGAGGCUAAUCUACCUUACAAGAGAGUACCCAACUAUAUUCCCUACAAGGCCUUCUGAUGCAUUCGGCCAGGAUAACAAUGUCUGGCAUGCUGUGGUUGGGGGUCCUGGAGGAAUCCUGUGACAUCCGGUGCAAUUGGAGGCGCUGCGAGCAGCACGGCAGGUAGAUGACUGCAGCAGCAGAGCACCCCGCUACGAGCAGCGCAUCGAUAUGGGUGGAGAAAUGCAAGCACCAGAAUGGCAAACCGAAAGCUCAGUAGUAAGGGCUACAGCGAAACAAGCUGAUGCCAAAGGAAAAGGGAUAGCAGAAGAAAGUUCAGAUCCAUCAAACAGCGAUAGCGAUGAUGAAACGAUGGACCCUAGUGUUCGGCUUGGCAUUAAUUUGAUGAGGGCUGACAGGAGAGGGGGACCCAACCUAGCACAGAACGCGCCCACCGGCAUUACGAUUGGAGAUGAUCUAAGCCGAGCCCGCAUUACAGGACCACGUAGCAUCAACCGACACAGGCAACGCCUACAGCCUAGGAUCAGCAAUGGUGGUGAAACUGUGUCAAACAUGGCCCGAUUCUCUACUCAGACGUCAUGCAGAGCUGCAAUGCUUCGUAGCAGGGGGGACUACCUCAGAGCCGAGCUACAAGAACUCGAGGAUAAAGCUAAAGCAGAACUUGAAUACGGGGCAAUUCAUGGAAUUCUACCAUCUCGUAGAGGAUCAUCGUCUGCCGCAUUUGACAUGAAUGCUGAGGGAGAGUCUGAACGAGAAAGGAGGGAGCGCGUGCGGAGCUUAUCUGCCGCUGCACUAGCUGUGGUAGAACAAGCAAUUGGCAAUCCAGAACUUUUUGAAGGCAUCUUUGAGCAGGCUCGGGUGAUGCUAUCAGACCUAGGAGUGGAAGGGUACAACGAAGAUCAUGGAAUGGGAGUUGACGCAAAUGGGAACAACACGCCACAGAGAGAUGAUGAUGAUCGCAUAAACUGGGAAGAGCUGGAACAUAGCAGCCAGGAACACCGUCAGCAGAUCAGUAGUCAGGGUGUGGGGGCAUUGAUUGUCACUGACAGCAACCUGGGAGCACUUGUGAAAGCAAGUGAGCAGGCAGUGACGAGUCGGAGUCCGUUUUAUGAGAAAUUUAACAACAUAGAUGGAAGGAAUCUACUGCCCUUGUUUGACGAGGAUGAUGUAGACGACGAGUUGUCAUAUGUUCCACCGGGGGUGCCUACUGAAUACAUAAUCGAUGAAGAUGAAUCAACGGACUUGGAUGAAGAGUUCCUUGCCGUGGCGUCACAAGUGCCGAUCGACUACAUGGAAGAAGAUGAGCAAAGGGAGGAUGGAUCAAAUUUGGUGGGGUUAUAUAAUUUAACUGAUUUACUAGCUUCAUUGAACACAUGCAUCCGGUGGAUUGCGUGGAUCGAAGCCGUGUUGGUAGUUGGAAGCGGAAGGGAAGGAGAUGAGUUGGACGAAGACCCACCAUUGAACGGCCUCAUCUUGCUAGGCUGGCAUGGCGUUGAUGACAAUUCAGGUGGUGAACGCGACGGAAAUGAGAACCGUUCCCUUGAGCAACGGAGGGCACGUGCACGUGCCUUUGAUAUUGCUGCAACCUGUCGUCCUGGUCUUUCCUUUCAUCGUGAAAACGGAGAUACGGAUGACGGUGAACCUCGUAGAAGCGGAUUGCGCACUGUGGGUGAUGGUUCGGCAUCCACAUUACAGCAAGCUGCCCUCAUGUACCUUCACAGCUGUAGCGGUGCCAACGAGGGUGGAAGAAGGACUACAGGUGGACAUAGGAGUAAUGCGUGCCAGCUGACCUCCUCGGAUGUAAUUGCAGCGCCUCCUACAACUCCCAGAGACGUUGCCCAUACAGAGCAGCCAGAACCAGAUCGAGCACAUGUGUUGGAUGUCCAAACAAACUGCCAUCCUGGUCCUUCUUUCCGUCGGGAUGAUGGAGAUGGCGGUGACGGCCAGGGGAGAGCAAAAGGUUUCGAAACACGAAGUGAUGUUCGGCUGACGCAGUUCCAACAAGUUGUCCUGGAAUAUCUGCGGAAGUGCGGCAUCAAACACACGGUUAGUAACAGGGGGAAGAUACUGAAUCCAUCACAUAUCGAUGGACACAAAACUGGGCAUAUCACUGACAGGAAGGAUUGGGGUGAUAAAUACCCUCCCUCAAUUGGGUUGAACCACUCAGAGCCCAGCGAUGAAUGCAUUUUCAAAUUCAACUCUAAUUUGCUUGCAUGCGAGGGACCGAUACUGAAUAGGAAAUGGGUUAAGCAUUACGAUCCAAUACUGGCAGUUGCAUCUGGGCAAGAUAUGAAAGAUGAAUUGACGCCAGGUGGUGAGGUAACAAUGAACAUGUGGAGGUGUGUUCAACGCAUGCUACGCGAGAAAGAUAAUGGCAUAUACCGCGGGUGGCUGGAUAGAUUCAGAGGGCUGUUCGACCCCAAAUUUGUUGAUGAGGUCUGCAGGGAUGAUGGAGAAACUGACUGGGAUUACAUCGAGGAUAUGAUGAAUUCAGAAAAGGCUGGGUACAGGAUUGACUGGCUGAAAAAGUUCUGGUUCCCAGUCGAUUUUAUGGACUGCUGGUCAAUGUACCUGCUGGAUAAGGAUGAAAAAACGGUGAUGGUCCUGGACCCAACGGAGACAGAUGAAAUGGAUGAGAUGAAAAUCAAACAUAAGGCCGUGCAAAAAAGUUCCAGCGCAGGUUCUGUUGUCUGUUCAACAAUUUCUUCGGCAACGGCUUGAUUGAAACUAAAGGAUGGACAUUGAAGUAUCCACUAGUGGCACAACAUGCGCCUUGCAGCAGGGAGGAAAGUGGGAUCUACAUCGCACACUACUACACUGAAUUCACCGGCCUGUACCUCCGUUCAUCACUGAACCAGGGGCAGAUAGACCGUCUACGGGCGAAGCUAGCUUACGAGAUUGUGACAAUGAAAGGGAACAAAGGGGACAUCCCAGAGUUCGUGUACGACGUGAUCAUAGAUUGAGGAGCGGCAAAGCAUUUGUGUGACUAUGGAAGAGCGAACGCAGUCUGAGAAGACCUUUUGGAUGUGAACGUGGUAGAACUAAUUUCGCAACGAGUGCGCCACCGUAUCAUUUUGGUUCGAAUAUAAUCUAAUGGACUGGAAAAACCUAGCAUGAUUUGAGUGAUCUAUAGGUGUAGUUAGCAACGAAAGGUAUGUAAAACCUAAGUACGGAUUAAGACCUAAGUGGAACGAAUGUCAUGUAUGAAUGAACUGAGUAGCUUGAUGCA
Messenger RNA from Triticum aestivum (bread wheat), 4473 nucleotides. RefSeq lists its product as uncharacterized. The transcript is spliced from 21 exons. The record is from RefSeq and is a predicted model, not a curated record. The coding region runs from base 1455 to 3965 and encodes 836 amino acids. NCBI's taxonomy places the organism in Eukaryota, Viridiplantae, Streptophyta, Magnoliopsida, Poales, Poaceae.